CUGUCGGAGAAUGAUCUGCGCGGCCGCUGGCGGCCCGGGCUAGCGGCCACGAGCUACUUCUGCGGCUGCCCAGAGGAGCGGAGGUCGCCGGCCCUGCGCCGUCCCCCUCUCCGCCCUCCAGGAGGGGCGAGGGGGCGCCGCGGCUGAUGUCAGGAACCAUUGAGGAUGCAUAAAAAAUAUUUGUGGACUCAUGAAAAAGGAGUAGAAAAAUUCUGACUUUUGAUCAUCUGAACUUAAACUUAAAUACACUUUCGGGAAAUGGCCUCUAAAUCUUGGCUGAAUCUUUUAAUCUUCCUCUGUGGAUCAGCAAUAGGAUUUUUUUUAUGUUCUCAGCUAUUUAGUGUUUUGUUGAGAGAACAAGGUGAUACCCAGCCUAAUAUUCUUCAUAAUGAUCCUCAUGCAAGACAUUCAGAUGAUAGUGAACAGAAUCAUCUAGAAGGACAAAUGAACUUUAAUGCAGACUCUAACCAACAUAAAGAUGAAAACACAGACAUCGCUGAAAACCUGUACCAGAAAGUUAGAAUUCUUUGUUGGGUUAUGACGGGCCCUCAAAAUCUAGAGAAAAAGGCCAAACAUGUUAAAGCUACAUGGGCCCAACGUUGUAAUAAAGUGUUGUUUAUGAGUUCAGAAGAAAAUAAAGACUUCCCUACUGUGGGAUUAAAAACCAAAGAAGGUAGAGAUCAACUAUACUGGAAAACAAUUAAAGCUUUUCAAUAUGUUCAUGACCAUUAUUUAGAAGAUGCGGAUUGGUUUAUGAAAGCAGAUGAUGAUACCUAUGUAAUACUAGACAAUUUGAGAUGGCUUCUUUCAAAACAUAGCCCUGAAGAACCCAUUUAUUUUGGAAGAAGAUUUAAGCCCUAUGUAAAGCAGGGUUACAUGAGUGGAGGAGCCGGAUAUAUACUAAGCAAAGAAGCCUUGAGGAGAUUUAUUGAUGCAUUUAAAACAGAAAAAUGUACACAUAGUUCUUCCAUUGAAGACUUAGCGCUGGGAAGAUGCAUGGAAAUUAUGAAUGUAGAAGCUGGAGAUUCAAGAGAUACCACUGGAAAAGAAACUUUUCAUCCCUUUGUCCCGGAACACCACUUAAUCAAAGGUUACCUACCCAAAACCUUUUGGUACUGGAAUUAUAAUUAUUAUCCUUCAGUAGAGGGUCCUGGUUGCUGUUCUGACCUUGCAAUUUCUUUUCACUAUGUUGAUUCUACAACAAUGUAUGAAUUAGAAUACCUCGUUUACCAUCUUCGUGCGUAUGGUUAUUUAUAUAGAUAUCAACCUGCCUUACCUGAGAACAUCCUAAAGGAAGGAAGUCAAAUAAACAAAAAUGAAGAUCCAAAAGUAAAAUUAGGAAACCCUUGACAGGAAAACAAAUGAGCCAAGGUAAAUUGUCUGAUGUUGCACUGAAGGACUUACACAUCUCUGACACGGAACCCCAAAACCCCAGUGACAUUCCACACGAAUGACUGUAAGCCCAAGCUUUAAAUGAGCUGUGAAAUGUGUUAAAUGUGUUUUGAUACAGUAAUAUAUAGAACUUGUUUUUAAAGUGGUAGCAAGUAGAUCUAGUAAAAGAGAAUUUGUUUCCUAUUUUGACCAUGUGUAUUAUUGUCACUGAGAAACUAAAAACUAAAACAGUUAAAUUUGCAUUCUUACCACAUUAGUAACACACAGUGCUAAACAGACCUGCCUUAAAAUUUUAGAAGGAAAUGUUGUUGCUUAGCAUUGUUUAAAAAUACAUUUGCAGUGUGAUAUAAAUGAACCACUCAUCUCCACACAAUUGUCUUGAUGAAAAGUUUGCUGUGAUUAUUUAUAAUUAGCAGUGUUCCUUAAAGAAGAUUGAAUAAGAAUGGCACUUACCUUAAAGUGCGUUAAUAAAACUACAUUUUGAAAUUAUCAUGGGCCUCAAUAUAUUUGGUUCUAAUUAAUCUUUCACUGAAUCUGUUAUUUUCUAACCACUCUUGAGAACUAUUCUCCACUCUUAAUAUUUAUUAAAGAUUAUUAUUCUGUAAACAAUCAUAUUAAAAUAUUUUGUUCCAAAAUUUACCCAUUGUUAAUUGUAGGUAAUAAUAAAUUUAAUCCUUUUUUGGCAUGCUUUUAUAUCAGUGCCACUGUAGGAAUUACUCCUUCUAACUACAUAAUUCUUCUUUUGAUUCUCAUCCUUUUAAAAUGAGAACUUGCUUGUGCCUUUCAUAACUUAGUUAAAACUUUUUUAAAAUUCAUGUUUAGGUUUGAGGUGGCUAUUCAACUGGCAAAAUAUUUUGAAUUAAUAUUUUGACCAGAGUUAACUAAAUGCAUUAGAAAGUCAUGUUUAAACAAACUAAGAAAUGUUAACAGACCCAAGUAAUUUAUGAACAACCUGAAAUUUGAUAGUAACUUAUUUUGGAAUAAUUGUCUUGCCAAUAGAUGAUUCUAACAUCACAGAAUACCCAUUCAAGCAUACCAUCAAAAACAUUUCUAAAUGUUUCAUUUUAAUUUAAUCAUUUUGCUUGAACAAUUUUUGCAAAGAGAAUUUUCAGUCUUUUAUGUCUUUAGCAAUACUGAUUGUAUAACUAUUUUGCAGAUUUUAUGUAAGGUUAUUUUUAAUAUUGCAUAUGAUUUUCAUUAUGCUGAUUGUCAUGCCAUUGAUUUUGUUGCUUGACUAAUUUAUAUUUAUUGUGCCAAAACAUACCAUGACCUAUUUGUAUGGUAUAUUUGAGAGACUGUAAUUUCAGUGACUAAUUUGGACUACUCUUUCCCAUCGAAAAACACACUCCAAGUUUUACCUGUUAUUUUAGUGAUAUCUACAAAAUUUCAAGUCAUUCAUUCUGUUCUUUGAACAACUUCUGACUGUGGUGUGGAUAUGAAUUUAUCUGUGGUCCUUCAUGAACAUAAAUCCCUAAAAUUGACUCAUAGGAAAUGAAUGCUGCAAUGAAUUCUGGACUUUGAGUCAGACUGCCUGGGUUUUACAUUUUUGCCCCAUCACUUACUACUUUUGUAACCUUGGGCAAUUUAGUCUCUCUGUGCCUAAGUUUCCUCAUCUGUAAAGUAGGGAUAAUUCUACCUACCUCAUAUGAUUUUUAUGAGGAUUAAGAAAUAUAUGCAAGGCUUUUAAAAGUGUCUAGCCCAGCAUAAGGAGCAAUAAAAUAUAAGGUUUUAUUAUUCAUUUAUCUAUCCUGGUGUGUAAAUAUUUGAUUGAAAUGAGUAAAAUAAUCAAAUCAAAUAACAAAAUGUUUUUGUCUGUUUCUUAUAGUAUUUAUCUAGUACCUACUGUAUACCAGGUACUGUGCUUAUUCUCUAUAUAGUAGUGUUAAUCCUCACUGAUUAUUAUUCCCAUAUUACAGAUAAGGAAACUGUGGCCAGAGAAUUCGAGUAACUUUUGCACUGUUACAAAGCUAGUAAGUAACAGAAAUAGGAUGCAUACUCAAUUUCAGUGUGUUUGUUUGUGUUGGUCAGCCUUGGGAUCAUUAGCAUUAUUCUCAUUUUCAUGUAUACAGUAUAUGACACCUGGUACAUUGGCCAGUACCAGUCAAAUUAACCAGCCAAAUGUUAUACUGAUAUUUAAAUUGUGGUUCUCACACUCUUACCUGGGAGUGCGUUUAAAUGGGGAUUUCAAGGCCCCAGUCCAGGAAUUCUGAUUGUAGCUUGGGCCCAUUACUAUGAAUUCUUACCAGGUACCACACAAUAGUUGUCCAACAGUGGUCCAAAUAACAGUAUCAGUGUCCGAGGGAACUUGUUGGAAAUGCCCUAGCUCAGAAUUACUAAAUCAGAAACUCCAGUGUGAUUCUUCACCCAUGAUUAAGUAAACCCCACAGGUGAGUCUUAAUUACCCUACUGUGAGAACCAUUGCUCUACUGCUUACAGGAUUAUGGUGCAAAUAGUCUUUGGAACACACUCAGGAUAACUGCCCUGUGAGCAAGGCAAUUUUCAAAAACUUCAACAAAGCAUGUUUUAAAUCAGUUUAGUCCAGAAUCACAGUAUAUUAAAGGUAAAGUAUUUAAAGAUAAUUUAAAGUGUCAGUGGGUUGAUUUUGGCAAAAUACUUUAGCUUUUCUAGAGUGAUUAAUAUCAAAGCACUGAUAUUAAAUCUGUGGUCUUUUAAUUCUCCAAGUUCAGUAAAUUCACUUUGGAUAUGAACGGUUCAUUAGUACGUACAUUCAUUAAAAACAUACAUAAGUAAAUGUCAUCAGAUGUCCACGAAAGUGUUACUGAUAAAUGUUAGAUAGCAAAAUGCUCUUUUUAACAUGCAGUGUUUGACUGUUCUGUGUGAGCUAACGAAGCAAACAUUCUCCAAGCAUUUGACAGAGCACAUACAAUCAGAUUUCAUGAUAACAAUGAUUAUUUGUCAUAUCUUUAGAUUAAGAUCUUUGUCAUUGAAUUAUUUCAGUGGUACUAAUGUAAAGGCUUUUGAUGUGUUUUGAUCUUUGACAAUAUCAUGUUCAUAUUUUCUGAUUGGAAUUUCAUAGAAAGGUUUUCAUCCCAAGAUUUGAUUAUUUUCAAAUACUUUGUUUCAGAGGAGUUUCUGUCACUGUAAUAAGAUUAGAAAAUAAAUCACUGACCAGUUUUUAAUCUUUUGAAUAUGGUAAUUAGACUUACAUGUUAAAGUUGCUAUUCUCAUAAUCAUUUUUCUAACAUUGAUUUUUCAUUUCCUUGAGCCCAUCAAACUGUAUUACCAGAUUGUCACUCUUGUACUUGAAAAAUUCCCUCACUGGAUUUAUCAUUAGAUCAUCCUGUCUUUUACCAGUUUUUGCUUCUUUGUAUUUAUUGCCCUUGAUUCCCUUAAUAACUAACCUCCACUUUCUAACUACUCGUAAUGAUGCCUUCAUAAUUUUAAUUUGGCUGUUAUUAAUUAUGAGAAUUUGUAUUACUUGCUGAUAAUUUUAUACCUAACUUUAGGUUUCCCUGUGAGAAGUUAAUAAUUCCUGCUGGUUCUCAGGGUAAUUAAUUGCCCUACUUAAAAAUACACAAUUUUAAACUAAUUCUACAAUGUAAUUAUUGAAAGAAGUAAAGUUUUUUUGGAUCAUUUGCUUCAUUUACCUGCCUGUUUAUAAUAGGCUCCACAGAAACAUGCUUAAGAAAUCUGGGAGACAGCCUAUGGUAUAUUGUAUGCUAAAUGUAACCUCUUGAUUAAAAAGACUCAUUUAUAUAUCCAAGUUGAAAUAAAAUUAACAAAUUGAAAUAAGAACCCACAGAAGUUCUCUUCAGAAAGCAACAACUCCAGAAGUAGCGUUAGAGCUGAAGUGUGCUCUGUUUCAACUCUUACCUCUCUAGCUUUGUUUGUAUUAAUUAAAUCUGAAUAGCCUUGCAGGGCCCUACAAUGAGUAAUCUACAUGAAAUAUGUUAUCAGAGGGAAACUAAUCUUACUGCUAAGCAGUGUGUUGUACUAUAUAGUGAAUGUGUUUUGAAAUUUAAGAAUUAUUUAAAAUCAUAGUGUCACGAAUGAUUAAAAAAAUUUGGUGACUUGCUUAUUUUAAGUGAUCACCAUUAAGUUAGAAAAAUGUGUUUUUAAAUGUUUUUUAAAGUGCCUUUUGAAAAUUUUUAAACAAUGGAUUUAAGCUGCAUAAAAUAAAUUACCAUGUUCAAAA
This is a messenger RNA of Cavia porcellus (domestic guinea pig), 5548 nucleotides long. It is a transcript of the gene C1galt1, whose product is annotated as core 1 synthase, glycoprotein-N-acetylgalactosamine 3-beta-galactosyltransferase 1. Gene Ontology annotation, cellular component: membrane. The transcript has 5 exons. Lineage: Eukaryota; Metazoa; Chordata; Mammalia; Rodentia; Caviidae. Gene Ontology annotation, molecular function: N-acetylgalactosaminide beta-1,3-galactosyltransferase activity. Bases 259 to 1350 code for a protein of 363 amino acids. The record is from RefSeq and is a predicted model, not a curated record.